Wickerhamiella sorbophila is the source of this 897-nucleotide messenger RNA. RefSeq names its product Mitochondrial metalloendopeptidase OMA1. Gene Ontology annotation, cellular component: mitochondrial inner membrane. Gene Ontology annotation, molecular function: metalloendopeptidase activity. Lineage: Eukaryota; Fungi; Ascomycota; Dipodascomycetes; Dipodascales; Trichomonascaceae. Gene Ontology annotation, biological process: protein quality control for misfolded or incompletely synthesized proteins; mitochondrial protein processing. The coding region runs from base 1 to 897 and encodes 298 amino acids. The record is from RefSeq and is a predicted model, not a curated record. The transcript has a single exon.
AUGUUUAGGAGGUUUUACUCGUCGGGGUUUCGUCCGGGCGGUUCUAACUACACAUACAAGUCCUUUACAAACAAUGGCUAUGGAUACAAUUGGAAUUCCUACCGAAAGCCGCUUGUUGGCUUCUUAGCACUGGGGGCCGGGUUUUAUGCAGUCAAUCUGGAGCAAGUGCCAUUCUCGCACCGGUGGCGGUUCAUGAUGUGUCCCAGGUGGCUCGAAAAGCAGGUGGGAUACAUGGGAUACAAGCAGGUCAUGAUGCAGUUUGGCCGUAGCCUGCUACCGGACAAUCAUAGUGAUGUGCGUCAGGUACGGGAGGUUAUGAAGCGCCUGAUCGCAGUCAGCGGCAUUCAAGAUGCGGAGUGGGAGGUGCACGUUAUCGGAGGAAACAACCCGCCCAACGCAUUUGUACUGCCUGGCGGAAAAGUGUUUGUUUUCCAGAGCAUGUUGCCGCUCUGCCAGGACGCCAAUGGGCUUGCUGCAGUGUUGUCGCAUGAAACCGCACAUCAAGUAUGCCGCCACAGCGCAGAGUCCUUGUCCAAGAGCCCAUUUUAUCUUGCAAUCUCGCUGGCGCUCUACACAAUGUUUGGCUCGGCGCAAUUGGGCGAUAUCCUUAUCGGCAUGGGCCUGAAACUGCCUGCGUCACGUGAGAUGGAAACCGAAGCAGACCGGGUGGGGGUCAUGAUGAUGGCCAAGGCCUGCUUCCAGCCCGACGCCGCAGUCGCCUUCUGGCAGCGUAUGCUUGCAAUGGAGAAGCGCAAAGGCGAGUGGGCUCCCGAGCUGCUGAGCACACAUCCGGCGUCGUCACGACGAAUUGAAAACAUCAAACAGGAGCUGCCAGAGGCUCGCCAGAUUUUGCAGGAAAGCUGUGGUGGUGGGUUUAACGUAUGGGGGUUUCGCUAA